Octopus sinensis (East Asian common octopus) is the source of this 2730-nucleotide messenger RNA. RefSeq lists its product as uncharacterized. NCBI's taxonomy places the organism in Eukaryota, Metazoa, Mollusca, Cephalopoda, Octopoda, Octopodidae. Gene Ontology annotation, cellular component: cytosol; nucleus. Gene Ontology annotation, molecular function: mitogen-activated protein kinase binding; cation binding; protein serine/threonine phosphatase activity. Bases 135 to 2450 code for a protein of 771 amino acids. The transcript has 6 exons. The record is from RefSeq and is a predicted model, not a curated record. Gene Ontology annotation, biological process: protein dephosphorylation.
AUGUAUGUAUCUAUCUAUGUUUAUACAACAACGUAAUUUGAAAUAAUAAUAGAAAAUAGACACAUAAAAGAGCAGGCGUUCAAAGACAACUUGGAAACAACUGACUGCAUGUCAGUUGGGUUAUAAAAAACAGAAUGGCGAAAAAUUGCGCUAAAAUCGGUGUCAAUCUACGAGUCACCGAGACGGGACACCAAGGCGGUCGCAAGCACAUGGAGGACACGUACGCUGUCCACUUUGAGAGAAACCCUAACACGGGCCAAGCAGAGUUUGCCUACUUCGCCAUCUUCGACGGCCAUGGCGGAGGUGAGGCAUCGAAUUUUGCCAAGAACCAUCUUUUGGCAGAAAUCAUAAAAUAUGAAUCUUUUUGGAGAAGUAACGACGACAAUCAAGUGAUGGAAGCGAUCAAGUUAGGAUUUCUGGAUACACACAAACUUAUGGCCAAAGAACUAGAUAAAUGGCCCAAAACUCUCAGUGGGUUCCCCAGCACAUCUGGAACAACAGCCAGUAUUGCAAUUAUAAAGCACAGCAAAUUAUACAUCGGACAUGUUGGAGAUUCUGGAGUAGCUCUUGGUUUCCAAGGGGAGCAUUCUGAUAUUCAUGCUUUAAUGUUAACUAAAGAUCACAAACCCGAAUGUCCUGAAGAACGUAAACGAAUAGAAGAUUGUGGCGGUGAAGUUGUAACUAAAGCUGGUGUACAGAGGGUGGUGUGGAACCGGCCUAAGCUUACUCACAAAGGACCUAUUAGACGUAGCACAGUUACGGACAAGAUACCUUUUUUGGCUGUGGCACGUUCUUUAGGUGAUUUGUGGAGUUUCAACUAUGCUUAUGGAGACUUCAUUAUCUCUCCAAUGCCCGAUGUAUCUGUCCACAACCUUCUUCCCAAGAAUGACAAAUGCCUAAUUUUGGGUAGUGAUGGCCUUUGGAAUAUGAUGACUCCCCUUGAAGCUGUCAUGGUUGUUUUGGAAGACGAACAAAAGUUUGAUGAACUUGUAGUUAAUGACAUAUUGUCCCCCUUGACAUACUGGAAUAACCCAGCAGAACACUUAGUCAAUUUUGCUCUUCAAAAAUGGCAUGAACGGAUGCUGAAAGCAGAUAAUACCACUUGUGUUGUUGUUAUGAUUGAUACUAUGGGACCAAGCAAAUUAGAACGCUUACGGCGCCGACGAGAAGAACACAUCCAACAGCUAAACAAACAACACAAACUGAGCAUGGACAUCAAUGCUUAUCUAAAACAACACUUGCUGCCUAAUGCUAAUAAUGGUCAGUGUCAUGCACCUGUUCUGACUGCUACACCAAUAACCGCUGGCCAGAUACAGGUCAAGGUUCAGGGAGAAAACCUGCCUUUAGAAAAUGACAGAACUAAAGUUAAUUCCUUACUACUUAACACAUCCAAUGUUGACAUUAAUGACUGCAGGUCUGAUUCAGAGACUAACCCCUCUCUUGAUCACAAUUCCAUCACUGAAUCUUCAGAAAACAACAACUUAAAUGCUUCUCCUUCCUCUAUAGGAGAUACAUCAUCAGAUGGAGAUAUAACACCUGAAAUUUCUAUUUGCAAAGAACCAGAAAAUCUUUCUGCUGGCAAACUGUAUCGUACAUCAAGAAUGCGGUUUUCUUUAUGUUUGUCUGGAGAAGAAGAUGAUGAAAGUAGUGAUCUAGGGAGUGAUGGUUCUCGGUGUGCUGAGACUGGAGAAAUUGACCACAAUGCUAAUAUCUGUGAUGACACUGCACCAAGUGAAAAUAAAGAAACUACUGCUGUCAAAAGCAAAGACUUUUCUCUAAGUAGUUUGUCAGUAUCCACGUCUCCACUUGUUCAAAGGCGGCUUAGUCUACGACCAAAUUUGUUAAGAACACGAACUCACAAGAUUGAUGAUAAGCUAUGUAAAAGUAGAUUGAGUGAUAAAGUUACCUUAAAAGAGAAGGUCACACCCAACAAAACUAUUUUAUCUCGUGGUAAACUUGAUUUCAAAGAAAAGCUUACAAAACGCUUCUUCAGCUCACAUUUGUUCGAUACACAAAAUAUUUCUGAAAGCAGUGGCUCUCACCUACGGUCAGCUAACAGCACUCAAAAUCAACAUUCCCACUCAAACAUAUCAGAAGAAAUCUCUUCUCAAAAGCUUUCAGAAAUGGCGACCAGAAGCAAGCGAAAGACAAACUCUGUUCCAAAUAGAACUUUGUCCCUGAACUGCAUGCAGUUCCCAACCAGCAAAGAAAAGAAGUGUAAUUCCGAAAAACGGCACGUUCUGAAACGGUUUUUGGCCUGGCAACAACAAUUAAUUGGUGAUCACAAAUCAUCCAAACCUCACCAUCGCAACAGUAAAAGAAAACAUGACUCUGGAGAAACUUCAGCUGAAAACGUUUGCAUAAAACGCUCUUGUAAAUUUAACUUACGAUUUAGCCACACACCAUUGAGAAAAGAACAGUCAAGCAGCAGUAUCAAAGUAGAUGGUUAAGAGCCUUUAAAUUGGCUUUGUGAUCUUUAGUAGCUUAUUCUCUUGGAUAUUUAACUGCUAUUGGAAAGACUUCUAAAUUCUAAAGUAUUAUUUAACAGAGAACCAAAAAUGUCUAAGAAUGUUAAAUUUUAGUUUAAACAAUUAAGGAUCAGAAUGAACAGAACUUUUUUUUUUCCCCACUCAUUUAUAUCUUACACAAAAAGAAGCAUUUCAAUUUCUGUUCAUACAUUUUUAAUACUUUCAUCUUUAUUUGACAUAUAAAAUAUUUUUAUUCUUUACA